Drosophila willistoni is the source of this 2396-nucleotide messenger RNA. It is a transcript of the gene hec, whose product is annotated as calcitonin gene-related peptide type 1 receptor. The record is from RefSeq and is a predicted model, not a curated record. Bases 325 to 1752 code for a protein of 475 amino acids. Gene Ontology annotation, biological process: cell surface receptor signaling pathway; adenylate cyclase-modulating G protein-coupled receptor signaling pathway. Lineage: Eukaryota; Metazoa; Arthropoda; Insecta; Diptera; Drosophilidae. Gene Ontology annotation, cellular component: plasma membrane. The transcript has 11 exons. Gene Ontology annotation, molecular function: calcitonin receptor activity.
UGUUUUCUGGCGCUUAGUUUAUUUAAGGCUGUUUACUGAUUUAUUCUUUGAUUCUUUUGCUUUACGCAUUUAUAAUGGUUUCAUUAAAUUCUGCGAAAGAAAUUAUGUGAAAAUAAAAACUGCUUUCAGCUUACAGUAGAAAUGGUUCUCAUGGCUUGAAAGGAUAAUUGAAAACAAUCAAGAAACAUUAAGUCAAAAUUUAAUGAAAUUCCUUUUCCAAAUUGCAAGUUAAGCUCAAAACAAAUUGAUUUUCAAAAUUUACAAUCAAUCAAUUCAAGUUUCCUACAAACAUACAUACAUAAAACCCAAAGAGAAACACCCGUAAUGACAACCAUUGGCAAUACUGAGAAUCUGGAGCCAGUGGCCACCACCACGGAAUCAAUGCCACCACAACCGCAGGAUGAUUUACGUCUAUUCCUUAAACAUUUGUAUAUUCAAUGUUUUAAUCGUUAUGCAAAGUUUACCCUAAACGAUGGCAAUAUCACAUCGAUAUUAACAGACCAAGACAGAGAUUAUGAUGAGAGCGAUUUGGAGGGCAACAUUGAUAUGCAAUACGUGGAUCAAACGGCGGCCACCAAUAAUGAGCUUCAUGCCACAAUAUUUAGCACCCCCCUGGCUGCUGGCGUUAACAACCAUACGGAUGUCUUCUGUCCCUGGGACUUUGAUGGCUAUCGAUGCUGGCCACCCACACCAGCUGGCACCGUUUUAAGUCAACAUUGCCCAGAUUUUAUUGAAGGUUUCAACAGUAAAUUUCUGGCUUAUAAAACUUGCCUCGCAAAUGGUUCUUGGUUUCGUCAUCCAGAGAAUAAUAGAACCUGGUCUAAUUACACAACUUGCGUUGACCAUGAAGAUUAUGAGUUCCGGAAGUUUGUUAACCAACUGUAUGUGAAGGGCUAUGCUCUCUCUCUUCUGGCCCUGCUCAUAUCAAUUAUCAUAUUUCUUGGCUUCAAAUCCUUGCGUUGUACCCGCAUCCGCAUUCAUGUACAUUUAUUUGCCUCACUUGCCUGCAGUUGCAUUGCUUGGAUAUUAUGGUAUGUCUUUGUGGUGGAGCAACCAGACUUGGUUGCCGAGAAUCCGCCCUGGUGCAUAGCUCUGCAUUUGGUCAUCCUUUACUUUAUGCUCGUCAACUAUUUUUGGAUGUUCUGUGAGGGUUUACAUCUGCACUUGGUUCUCGUUGUGGUCUUUGUCAAGGACACAAUUGUAAUGCGUUGGUUUAAGCUGCUUAGCUGGCUAUCACCGAUUCUCUUUGUUUGUGUCUAUGGCCUGGCACGCUAUUUCAGUGGCAUUGAUAACAAACACUGCUGGAUGGAUGAGAGCUUGUUCCUUUGGAUAUUCUCUGUGCCCAUUACCCUAUCGCUUUUGGCCAGUUUCAUUUUUCUGAUCAAUGUUUUGCGCGUCAUCGUACACAAAUUGCAUCCGCAAUCGGCCCAACCAGCCCCAUUGGCCAUACGGAAGGCGGUGCGAGCUACAAUCAUUUUGGUACCCUUGUUUGGGCUUCAACACUUUUUACUACCCUAUAGACCGGAUGCUGGAGCCGAUCUGGAUCAAUUCUAUCAGCUGCUCUCUGUCGUUUUGGUCAGUUUGCAGGGCUUUGUGGUCUCGUUUCUAUUCUGUUUUGCCAAUCAUGAUGUUAUAUUUGCCAUACGGACAUUGCUUAACAAAUUGUUGCCCAGUUUGGUAUCCCCGCCACCAGUUGGGAGUAAUACUGGACAAUUGGCCACCACCACGCCCAGUCGCGAGUUGGGCGUGUAAACGAUAUGAAAGGAGAACCCGUCGAACUUAUGGUCAUGUACGAGCUAAUUCCGCACAGGCAAUGGCAGAGCAAAGAUUUUAGUAAAUUCUGAAAAAGCGACAGACAGAUAGAGAAAGAAAGAGAGAGAAAGAGAGAGAGAGAGAGAGUGAGAGAGAGUGAGAGAGAAAUGUCUAUGCCAAGCUUCUCAGCAAAUCUGAAAGGACACUACUGUUUCUAUCACAAAAGGAUACUGAAGAACUUUAUCUGCUACCAUUUAUAUCUUCAGGGCAUUCCAAUUUACUAACACACGAAUCAGAAUGGUACAUAUAAAUUUAAUUUUGGGUUACUGGAUCGUAGAACCAAAAUUUUUAAAUAGCAGUGGACCAAAAUAGAGCAAAGCUCUCUAUGUUCCGUCUAAGUAAAAAAGGAAAUCAAAAGGAGAACAGAUUACGAUGAGAUUACAACAAAACGUUUGAAUUCUUUUUAAAGAAAUAAACUCUUAAAACCGAACUCACCAUAUAUCAUAAUAAUAAUACGUAAAUGUACCUACCUGUCUUACUUUAAGAUGAAAAAAAUAGAUAUUUGGUUUCUAUUUUUUUUUUUUUUUGGUCACAUGUAGAGAAACAUAUGAAAAAUAUAUAGUACUAUAUAACGUUAUAUCAUU